UAAAUUCACUCUAUUACUUAUCAAUGUUUCACUUAGAGGAUGUUUGGUUUGUUGGAUUCCGAAUGACAAAUCUUCCCCUCUUCAACCCUAGAGAUUAGAACACCCACCCCCAUAACGAAAUAACGAUUUCUCUCAAAACUCAAACAUCGAUCUCGUUCGAUCUCACCCUACUGAAUUUUGUGCAAGAAAAGAGGGAAAUUGAUCUGAAGCAAAAGGAUGGGAUCUGGUGAGGCUUUGAAAGCUGUGAAGGUUUAUAGAGAGCUAAUGAAAGCAGUGAAGAAACACGUUGGGAAGGAAGAGCGUAAAGCCCAUUUCAGAGACUUGAUAAAGUCAGAGUUCAAGAAAAAUGGUAAUGGUGAUGGGUUAGAGCAAAAAGUAAAACUCGCUCAUGAUUAUACUUAUCUUUUAAACAGUGUCCAUCAUCACCAGGAGUUGCUAUUUUCUUACAACAUUGCAGUAGAUAGAUCAGAUGAAAUGAAGAAAAUACUUGGAAAAUCUGCUGCAAGUGUUGGUCUCCAGCUUCCUGAUGUUUAUCGGCCUUGAAAAUUGCUAGGGAAAGAAGAUGAAUAUGGUUUUGAAUGUCUGUGAAGCAUCAACAUUGUGAUAAAACUCCUUUUUCCCCCUUCAUUUUGGUGAUGCUACAAGAGUCUUGACUUCAAGUAACUCCCAAAGGCAUGUAGCUAAGUUCUCAAAGGGACGGAGUGUCUUUGCUCAAAUACGUAAUAAGUUCUCAAAGGGACAGAGCGACUUUGCUCAAAUACGCAACAAGUUCAAGUUUGGAUCAUGCAGGAGACCUGUUUGAACCUGUCACUAGCCUCAACCGUGGCUGAGUCAACUAUGAAAUGACUUCUUAGAUGUUUAACUAAUUAUAUAAAUAUAAACAGGUUGGACGGGCUUUUUCGAAUCCUUUUGCAUUGCCAAUACCCCUCCAUUAAUAUUAAUGUUCACAAUCCC
Molecule: messenger RNA, 954 nt
Organism: Cynara cardunculus var. scolymus (artichoke)
Lineage: Eukaryota; Viridiplantae; Streptophyta; Magnoliopsida; Asterales; Asteraceae
Exons: 4
Coding region: 217-543 (108 amino acids)
Source: RefSeq, a predicted model, not a curated record